Triticum aestivum (bread wheat) is the source of this 1109-nucleotide messenger RNA. RefSeq lists its product as uncharacterized. NCBI's taxonomy places the organism in Eukaryota, Viridiplantae, Streptophyta, Magnoliopsida, Poales, Poaceae. Gene Ontology annotation, molecular function: protein binding. The coding region runs from base 79 to 909 and encodes 276 amino acids. The record is from RefSeq and is a predicted model, not a curated record. The transcript has a single exon.
GGGAACCUCCACCCGCACCACUGCUCCGCCCAAAUCCCACUCCCCAGUCUGAAAGGGAAAACCUCGCUCCUCCGUCCGAUGGGCCGAAAGAACCGCAACCCCGCUCCAAACCCUACUCCUCCCCGGGCCGCCGCCGCCGGCGGCAUUGCCGCCGUGCGCGCCGACUGUGACAAGGCCCUCGCGUACCUCCAGCGCGGAAACCCGUCCAAGGCGCUGCGGCUGCUGAGGGACGCCGUCGCGCGCCACGGCGAGGGGUCGCCGCUCCUCCUCCGCGCGCAGGGCACCGUGCACUCCCGCGCUGCCGCCCCCCUCAACGACCCCGCCGCCCGCGCGCGCCACCACCGAGCCGCGCUCCAGGCCGCCCGCCGCGCCGUGGAGCUCGCGCCGGACUCCCUCGAGCUCGCCCACUUCCACGCCCUGCUCCUCUACGAGGCCGCCUCCGGUAACCGCGACUACGAGGACGUCAUCGCCGAGUGCGAGCGCGGUCUCCGCAUCGAGGUGCCCUCCGACCCGGCACCCCACUGCCUCAGGCUGCCCGCCCCUGGACCUGACCAGCUCCGAGACGACCUCCGCAACCUCAUCCAGAAGGCCAAUCUCGCCUCAAUAUCCACCUGGGUCAAGGCCCUCGGCGGCACUGAUGACAAGCUUGGGUUUUUCCGCCUGGCUGAUGAACCCUUGGAGCUCCAGCCCCUACCUGCAGCGCACCGCCCCAUCGGGAUCAAGAAGGCCACCAAGACCCCUGAGGAGCGCCGCAAGGAGAUCGAGGUGCAGGUCGCUGCGAUGAGGCUGGUGGAGCAGCACCAGCUGCCGCACAAUCCUGCUGUCGCUGCAUCCUCACCACCGCUGUCAGAGGAAGAUGAGGCCCCCUGCUCAUCAUGUCAGUCUGGUGUGAAACUGCGGCGUUCUUGAUUCAUCCUUCCGUUCGUUUCAUGUGAACCUGAGGUUGCUUAGGGACUAGCCAAAAUGGCACCCCUCUCCUUCGCUAAUCGUUUGUGCUACUUCUAGUUGGUAACUAGCUGUCAAGUUCGUACUGCUUCCAGCACCUAGUUAACUGAGUUUGUGAACAAUGCACUGAUAAAUUUAAGUAACUGGAGUCUACUUUAUCUGCA